Messenger RNA from Zootermopsis nevadensis, 3259 nucleotides. RefSeq names its product glutamate [NMDA] receptor subunit 1. Lineage: Eukaryota; Metazoa; Arthropoda; Insecta; Blattodea; Termopsidae. The record is from RefSeq and is a predicted model, not a curated record.
ACCUAAUUCAGGUUAGCCGACCUAUGAAUCUUGAAUCGAAACCGGUCACUACAGAACAUAAAUGGGUCGAGGGCAUUCAAUGUGGACUUGGUAAGUUCCUAUUGAACUUGUUUACCUUUUAUUAGACGGGUACAGGCAAAUAAACAACAUUAGAUAUGAGAGACACACACUGUAUGAUGUCCAUAACAUACAGAUAACCUAAAACCUACAACUACAAAAUGUUACGAUUUCUGUUCGUAAUAAUCUCCUCAUCUUCUCAGGUAACGUGGCUACUGCUGAUACUGGCGGCAUUUAGGAAAGAGGUCCUGGGUUCUCUGUACACGCACGAUACAAAACAUCUUGAUCAACAUGCGAUGGACUGUGCUUUAAAGAUAAGUGAGAAGUAUUUUGAAACUGGUCGGACACUGGUUGUGUCCCUGCCAGCCAAUAACAUGUCGCAGAAAGAUGAAGAUACCGACAAGAUAACGAACUCCGCCCAGUUAGAUACACAGCCUGAUACUAGCGGCGUCUUGCUAGAACGUCUGCACUUGGAAGUUAGCUGGCCGAUUAUUGUGUAUCGUGCUUUAAGUAAAAUCACGAAGCGCGACCCUCGUGACUGGGACACGAGAAACAGUGACAAGCACAGCAGUUACGUCUUGAUCGCAAGACACAGGGACGAGGUGGCGAGCCAGAUCCAGCAACUGGAGUCCCUCCUGGCCUGGAACUCCAGGGCAAAGUUCGUGCUUGUUGUGGAGGGACAUCAAGCUAAAAACAAUGAUCAAAUGUUAAAGAGCAUUUUGAAGGAAUUUUGGAAGUGGAAUAUCUUUAACUUGGUCGUUCUACUCCCCAUUCUACUCACAAUCAGUUUCACGUCUGUCGGUGUUUACACGUGGUAUCCUUACAGACUGCCGUCUGGCCGAUGUGGCGAAUUACGUCAAGUCGUGCAUCUGGACACCUGGCUGUCCACAGGCAACUCAACAGGCCGCUUCCUGAACGACUCUCCCAUUUUUGAGCAAAAAAUACCCUACCGUCUUAACGGGUGUCCCUUUAGAGUUUCCACGCUUAAAUUUCACCCAUUUAUUAUUUAUGAUAACUCCACGCUUGACGGUUCGGAAAUAAGACUGAUACGAAACUUGGCAGAAAAGAUAAAUGUCACCUUAAACCUCAGCGUUUCAAUGGCACCCGAGCGAAAAGGCCAGCAGCUCUCCAACGGGACGUGGACCGGACUGAGAGGCGAAAUAAUGUACGGUAUAACCGACAUGAUAUUCGGACACGUACUGGCAAACCUAGACGACCAUCUUUUGUUUGAUGACACAAUAGUUUACUCAUCAGAUGGAUUUACAUGGUUUGUUGCGAGGGCAAAUCCGUAUCCCCGAUGGUUAAGUAUGGUGCGGGUGUUCACCCCAACAGUUUGGUUUAUUUUGUUAACUGUCAUACCUGCUGCAGCCUUUGUUAUGAAUUUGCUUUCAUACAGAGGAGGCGAUGGACUGUGGAGUUACGUCAAAAGUUUGGUCAGCUUCUGGGCAGUUCUCCUCGGUGUGGGUACUGAUAUGCCAAACAGAGUCACACUGCGUGUGUUCUUCUUCUCCUGGGUGAUCUACUCACUCGCCGUGAACACUGUGUUCCAGACAUACGUCACCAGUUAUCUCGUAGACCCAGGACUGCAACACCAGAUCGACAAUGCCGACGAACUUUAUGAGUCCAAUUCAGUGUACGCUUUCCCUGACACAAUAGACAAAUUUUUCACCAGUAGUUUUUUAGACAAACUGAAACCAAGAUUUACAUCUGACCCUGUAAUAUGCCUCGAUUACGUAUCCAGCAAAGACAACUUCGUAACUGUCGCAGGGAGAAAACUUGUGGAGUUUUUUUCCGAAGAUCUAGUAAAACGCGGUUCCAAGCACGAAAUAUUCCCUUUCCGGGAGGAUCUGUUUCAGCUGAGUACCGUGAUGCUUCUCUCAAAAGGAAGUCCACUUCUAGAGUCUGUUAACAUGGCUCUGACCAGCACAUUUGAAGCUGGAUUGGUUAACAAAUGGUUUAAGGAAAUCGUAAUUGAAAAACGAAUUAAAGCUGGGGUUAGAGAAAUACCAGUUUUCAUAGACGAGUAUGUUCCCCUCUCACUGUCUCAUCUGCAGGCUUCUUUCCUAUUACUUUUCCUUGGUCUUGGUCUAAGUUUAAUAACUCUGUUGUUGGAGAAGAGUCUACAGAGAAAGUAAUGUACUAGUAGUACAUUUUGAAUCUAGCCUAUGUGAUGGCAAAAUGCUGUGCUAUGGACAAAAAUCUUGUAUUCAUCUUGUCACACAUACAGCUCUACCUUCAUGUCUCCUAACAUUUUAUGGCUAAAGAUAUCAUUAAUAAUAAUAAUAUUAUUAUUAUUAAUAAUAAUAAUAAUAAUAACAACAUCCCGGGCGAACACGACAUCAGGGAACUGCAGAAGACCGCCAUUUUGGUAUCUUCAUACAUCGUUCAAAAGACACUGAUGUAAAAUAUAUUGUCAUCCCUCACAACAUGUAACACAUUAAAAACAAACUGUAUUUCAGAAAUAGCUGCUGCACUAUGUACCUCAGGGGCAAGGUUUGUCUCAGUUACAUAGAAGUAAAUAUCCUGUAAAACGGUGAAUAGAUGGAAUAAUAAUAACACUUAUUCCAUUAUUAAAAAACUUGACUAAGAGCCUGUUUUGUGUAAAAAAAAUUAUACUAGAAUUUUCCUCAAAAUUGAUGUAGCUGACUGCCUCAGAAGAUUUCAUAACUCUAGAAUUUUCAUCCAAGUUUAGAAACUGAAGAUAUUUUCUGUGUAGGUUUGCAGUUGGUUCCUUUUAAUCUUUUUAUUUUCAAGUUUCUUAACAUUUGUAGACUGGUAUCAUUAUGAUACUCUGAUAGGCCGUUAUUUUUUUGUUCAGUAUACUUUUAAGUCUCUCAAAGCAUUUAUUUUGUACAACUAAUAUGGGAGCCAACUUUUCAAAAUUGAAGGGGGUAUUCAAAUUUGCAUUACAAAUUUUCCCACAUAUUUCUUUUUUUGAAAAACUUUUUCUAAUAAUUUAAAUUCCACUGGGAUAACUUUUUAAAUAGAUUCUUCACGUGAAAAUUAUUUUAAACAUUGGACAUUGGCAGUGGCAUCUUAAGAAUAAGAAUAAAUCUAGUAAAGUGUCAAAUGAAACAUUUGAGAAAAUGUUGGAAGAACUUUAUACAUUAGGCACUGGCUGUGGAAACUUAUGAACUUGAACAUGUCAAUAACUUUAUUAAAUGUAAAUUACUGUUAUGAAUAAACACAAGAUAAUAACUUA